Molecule: messenger RNA, 2305 nt
Organism: Camellia sinensis
Lineage: Eukaryota; Viridiplantae; Streptophyta; Magnoliopsida; Ericales; Theaceae
Source: RefSeq, a predicted model, not a curated record
CAUUGUGUUUUUUGAAUUUGAUGAUUGUUUCGUACCAACACAGUGCAUUACAAAUUACAUGAUCAUAUAGGCACCCUUUUGGCACGAUACGAGUUAAAUUUUUCUGUGAAAUUCUGGUAACUCCAUACAAGAAAAAUUUCUUUAGACAAUUUUCUUUGCGUGGAUUAUGUUGAUAAUCACCACUAAAUAUGCAUUAUAAAAAAAAAAAUAUUUAACCAUUGAUAGUUAUGAAAUUUACAUUAGUUAAAACAAUAUAAAUACAUAUAUGUCAAAAACAUCAUUUCUUCAAUGUACGAAACAAAAAAUUGAAGGGUCAUUCCUUAUUACAUUGUGUACAUUGUCUUCAUUUCACUAGUAUGCUUUCACUAUUAUACUUUUAGUUCUUCUUUUGGUGAUAUUUCAAUUGGUUCUGUCCAUGACCAGCCAAUUUCGGUCGCAAAUCUCUCUAUGAUUUUCUGUCAUCGUGAACCUUACGUCUUGUUUUGACAAUGUUGAGCUGAUAGGUUCAUGGUUGCUAUAUUGUCUCAUUAUGUAGCAAAUGAAGACGCCACAAUCCACACUGCAUACAAAUUAUAGGUGGACGAGAGAAAAAGCCUGUAUCAGAUUGGCGGUAGCUCAUAAUGGGUAAAUCAAAGAGAGUGAAAAAAUUGCGUAAGCAGCUAACGAAUGGACAGAUGAGAUAUGUCUCAGGAUCUUCAUUGGAGGAUUGCAACACUGAGGUUGGCGAUUCCAUCAGUCAAUUGCCAGAGGAAAUUCUUUGUUCAAUUGUGUCCUUGUUGACAUUGAGAGAGGCUGCGAGGACCAGUGUCCUUUCAAGGAGAUGGAGAUUCCUCUGGAGGAGUUUGUUGAAACUGAAUUUUGAUAUUACAAACAUGACUGGAGACACCAUCUUGCAACAGCAUGACAAGGGUAGAUUUGUGACAUGGAUUAACCAAGUUUUGAAACAUCAUGCCGGUGAAAAGAUAGUGUCAUGCAGAGUUGUUUAUCCAUUGGGUGGAGAGUAUGGUCAGGACAUUGAUCAAUGGGUUCAGUUUGUUGCAGCUAAAGACGUUGAAGAGCUUCAUAUCAAGUUGACUACAUGCCAUCUGUUGCACCAGGAUUAUACCCUCUAUGAAUUUCCUUACUGGUUCUUUGCUCAAGGAGGAAGAAGAUCUUCCUUGAAAUGUUUGUCUUUAAAUUCGUGCAGUCUGAGCCUUCCACAAAAUUUUAGAAGCUUCAGCUCCCUUGUUUCACUGUGUGUAAAAAAUACACGCGUGAGUGAAGAAAAUAUACAAAACAUGUUGUCCAAUUGUUUGUGCCUUGAACAGUUUAGCAUUUCAAAAUGCUACUGUCCAAUUCGUUUGAAAAUUGCUAAUGGAGACAAGUAUCUGAAGCUGAAGCACUUAAAUUUAACAUUUUGUCGUGGUUUAGAGGUGGUUGAAAUAUAUAAUGCUAUAGAUCUUGCAUCAUUUGAAUGUAGAGGAGAUGUCUUAAGACAGCUUUUGUUCAAGAAUAGCGCGCAGCCUGUGAGGGUAUGCUUUUUUCCUGUGUGGAAUACAUUAGCCGGUAUAAACUAUGCCUUUGGUAGAUUUGCUACAGAUUUCCCUCAACUUGAGAGCUUGUUUUUGGGUUUUGCACGCGUUGAGGGUGAUAUGAUUCCCAAACAGCUACCCACAUUCACUAAACUUAAGGAAUUGGUGCUAAUGGUCGUUAAACCAUCCCCAACAAGUGUCUUGGAAAUUACCUCCUCGCUUGUGAAGGCAUCUCCUUUCCUGCGUAAACUUCAGCUGCAUCUACCCUAUAAAUCUUACAGAGGGUGGGAAAAGAUAUCCCUAGAAAAAUCAAAAUCAGAAUCAGAAUCAUUUCAGCACGAGCAGCUUGAGGAAGUGGAGAUAUUCAAUUUCCAUGGUGCUGAAGAUGAAGUUAAGCUUGCUAUCUAUUUGCUCAGAAAUAUGGUGGUUCUUCAGAAGAUGAAGAUCAUUCGCAAAGGACAAUUGUAUGAAGGGGAUGGUAAAUGGAUGGAGUCCAGCUUACCAACUGCAAUUGAAAGAGAGCAAGUGCAUAAGAGACUUGCUCAAGAGGUUCCCUACAAUACCCAGUUAAUAAUUCUGUAAUAAUAAUAAUAAUAUUAUUAUUAUUGUCAUUAUCAUUAUUAUAAGCUAGUAUUAAUCUUAUUCAUUGGUACAUAGUUACCCUGUGGAGUUUUUUUUAAUAUUUGGAUCAUUUAUAAAGUAAAUCCAUCAUUGGAAGAGUGGUUUUUUAAGGCAUUGUUAUGCUGUUGUUGGAUGCUGAAAAAGAUUAUUUAUGAAAUAAUAGUUUCAACAAA